AUGCCUUCGCCCCAUCAGCCGUCGCCGUUGAUUCUCCUGCCUCAGCUACCCCCGAAGACCCUGGUCGGCAUCGAUCUCAUCGCGUUCUCUUCGACCGCGAAUUUCCACGGCAUCAGAGACCUACCUAACGGCUGGCACUUUCUGUAUACUGGUACAACGGAGAGCUUGUCACUCCGAUGUGGCGCAUGGUUCUACGUAGGCGAUGUCCGCUCCACUGGGAGCGGGGACAGUGAUACCGCGGUCGUGGUGGCGCAAGCACCGAACCCUGCGCCGGAGAUCUAUAUCUGGAAAUGGAACACGGAGACGGAAUCACUGUCUUCGCUGAAGUAUGACAGCGAUGCGGACCGCCAGGAGGCUAUGCGCUACAAGGCGAACCUCGGCGCGCUCUGGCAGAGUGGUGGCUUGUUCCGAUAUCGAAGCUGCGUGUCCCCGGCCAUGCUGUCGAACAAACCGGGCUCAGCACCUGCUGAGGCGCGUCAGGCAGAAGAGGAUGAGGAAGCUGAGGAGAGCGGUCGUAGGGACUGGCGACAGCUCACAAACCGCCUGUCACCCGAGAUCCUAACCCGCAUCAUUGGCGAACCGGAGCUAGAUGUCGAUGGCCGUCCGAGGUGGAUGGUUACUUCUGCCAGCACGGCCAACCGUGAUGCAGAUCAUAUUCCGGGAGUGGACUCUCCAGCGGCGGGAGAGCAGACAAGCGCAGGAAUGAUUAGCGAGCAGGAGAGAGAAUUCGGCUUUCUCCCCAUAGACCUGAAGCGGACAUGGCGAGAAGGGGCCAUUGGACGUGAAAGGACGGAGGCUGCACAGGACAAGUCUUGGGCCUUGGGCGACCUGAUAUACAAGUACUCCAGUCGAGUGUCUGGUGAAAUUACAGUGGAUGAACAGACAGGAGAAGCCCAGGUGCUCGGAGAGUUGCAAUUUACCUUCAUCAUGGCGUUGACCAUGAUGAAUUUCUCCUGCCUUCAGCAAUGGAAGAGGCUGCUAGAACUGAUUUUGACCUGUCGCCGAGCAAUCCUUGACAGAGAAGCGUUCAUGAGUGAAGUACUUCGCCUGCUACUACGACAACUCGAAAGAUUUGACGAUGUCGAAGGGGGGCUCUUGGAAAUCGAUGGUGAUGAAGGCGGAGAGUUCUUGCGCAACCUUCUUACAAAAAUGCGACGAUCUGUUGACGAAGUUGUUGAACCGGGGACCCAGUCAAUGGUCAAGACAGAGCUUGACAGGGUGGAUGCCUGGGUAAAAAACGAGUACGACUGGGAGCUGACGCGCGAGUCUAUUGUCAGACGGGGCAUGCUUCAGCUGGAAGACGGCGAGGAGGUUGAAAUGUCAAUGAACGAUAAUGACGAAGAUGAGGAAACGGGUGAAUAUGCUCCUAUGGUGGUUGAAUUGGGAGAGCAAAAUGAUAUGCGGCUGCAAGAAGAGGAGGCCUCUGACCUUGAGGAUAUGAGGUACUAA
This is a messenger RNA of Penicillium canariense, 1449 nucleotides long. RefSeq names its product AAR2 splicing factor family protein. Gene Ontology annotation, biological process: spliceosomal tri-snRNP complex assembly. NCBI's taxonomy places the organism in Eukaryota, Fungi, Ascomycota, Eurotiomycetes, Eurotiales, Aspergillaceae. The record is from RefSeq and is a predicted model, not a curated record. The transcript has a single exon. Bases 1 to 1449 code for a protein of 482 amino acids.